Molecule: messenger RNA, 1764 nt
Organism: Rubroshorea leprosula
Lineage: Eukaryota; Viridiplantae; Streptophyta; Magnoliopsida; Malvales; Dipterocarpaceae
Source: the annotation of a GenBank genome assembly
AGAAAGGAUCAUGACAUGAGCCACAAUCUCCUUAAUCUCAAUUUUUAGAACCAUUAGCAUUGGGCUUUUCAGAUUCGUGACCACUCUGUAAUCAUAAGUAUCAAUACCAAGUUAUUUUAGGAAGUGCGGUAACACUUCGGAAGCAGCUCGAUGUGCUGAUGGGUGUGUACCGUAAUGGUGACGUAAGGGAGCUGAAUCGGAAGUACUAAGAUGGCGGUGUGUGCCGCCUCUACUUGUUCGGCCUUUGUCCUCACGAGUUCUUCCAAUUAACGAAAAUGGAUAUGGGGCAAUGUCCAAAGGUCCACUCUUUGCAGCUGAGGAGAGAAUAUGAAGAAGCUAAGGCAAAAGGCAUCGAUAAUUAUGACAGAGAGUUGGAAGAUGCUAUUGACAGGCUCAUUGUUGAGUGUGAUAGGAAAAUUGGUAGAGCUCUCAAGUGUCUUGAAGAUGAGGAUGCAAAGGCCGCUAUUGCUAUAUCAGUCUCUAAAGUUACUCAGAUACCAGAAGUACUAGAGCUUUCAAAGCAGAUUAAGGAGAAAUUGAAAGAAGCUGAUCAAUAUGAUCUUGAAGGCGAGACAGAUCUUAAAAUACGAGCUCUAGAAGAAGUAGAAGAGCUUAGAACUAAAAGAUCAACACUGCUUUUGGAUGCAUUCAAAAAAGAUCAGGCAUCUUUGCUCCAACCAUUGCUAAACCCUCCAUCUUUGGCACCACUAUUUGUGCCUGCACUUGAUCCUUGGACCCAGGAAAUGAUAAAUGAGAAGCUGAAGAAAGCUGAGGAUCUUGGUGAGAAGGGGAUGGUAGAUGAGGCACAAAAAGCAUUAGAAGAGGCUGAAGCACUCAAGAAGCUCUCUGCCAGACUGGAUUCCUCAAAGUAUAUUGCUGCUGAUGUUCACAUUGUGAGUUCGGUUUUUCUUUCUUUCAGUUUCAUAGAAGGAAAACUAUGUGACCGACGUUUGGCAGAUCAUUUUGGAGGCAAACUUCAUUUAGGCUAUAUGCAAAUCCGUGAUAAAUUAGCAGAACUUCAGGAAGAGAGAAACAAGAGCCGCAAACUUGACCAGUAUGAUGACAGGAGAUUGAAAGAAAGAAGCAGAGAUCAUGAGAGAGAAUCAAAUUGGGACCGAGACACGGAGGGAUUAUAAUCAAAGGAGCAGAGAUCGUGAUAGGGAUUAUGAGCGCUUUUUGACUUACGAUUCCAGAAGUCGCCAUAGGUCAUGUUCAAGGUCUAGGGAAUGCUCCAGGGAUCAUGAUCGCCACAGGCGUGACCGAUACUAGAUGCAUGAAUGCUGCCAAGAAGAAAAUGAAUACGAAACUGUUCUUGCUUAGGGAAGCCAACUUAUAUAGGGGAGUAGUAUUCCUCAGUUUAGUAAUUUGACAGUUUGUCAUGUGGUUGUAUCAACAUGUUUAAGAGGGUAUUUGUUGUUUUUUGGUACUUAGAGACUAGGGCUUAACCCCUACACUUGUGACCAAGAGCAUAAGUGACUACUACCAGAACGUAUGGUUGAUGGUUAAGAGGGUAUUUGUUACUUGGUGAUUUGUGUUUGGUACUCGGUAUCAUUGGAGAUAUCAAAUUACAUUCGAAAGUUAAAUGGCAAACUGCUGGGAGUGUAAGCUCAUCCAUUGAUACCAAACAUCACUUAAAGAAUUAUCUAUGAGGAAAGGAGUGUGCUCUAAGUAUGCGAAUUGAACAUCUCCAAUGUGCAAAGUGGCUCAAUCUGUCCCAUCUUGUGUGGCCUAUUAUCACACACAAAGUAAAAAAAUGUGAAUCUC